AUGGCCACCACGUGGAGCAAUUCGUCUUCUUUCAGCGAUUUUCAUGAAGAAGAAGAAGAGUAUAUUCCUAGUGAAAGUGAAAAUGUGUCAACAGAUACUGAUAAUGAGGUUGAAUUACCACAAACACCAUUCAAAGGCCGGAAGCGAAAAUCACAUCCCGAGCUCAGCAAACAAGGCCUUCGCAAACGACAAGUGAAAAGUGGAGAAGAGCAUCUAUCAAGCAAAAACAACCUAGUUCGAAAUAAAGGAUGUAUUCUCAGCAAUUGUUGCAGGGUCUGCAAGCUGAAUUGUCCGGAAAAAAUCAGCGAAAUUCGACAAAUGGAAAUUUUUCGUCACUUCUAUGCAAUAGAUUGGACCGCCAAAGAUGCUUUUAUUUCUGGACAGAUUAUAGUAGAGCCUGCCAAAAGAAAAUUCUCCAAAAAAGAAGUUUCUAGGCGACAAAAAACUAGAACUUACAGACUGCAAGAUGUAGAUGGAAAUGACCAUAGAGUAUGUGAAGUUUUCUUCAAAAGCGUCUUGGAUGUAUGCGAUGGUAAAAUCACUAAAGCUCUAAAGAGAAAAUCGGCUUCGGGAACUCCUGUUUCGGACAAACGAGGGAGACAUACGCCACACAAUAAGACCAACUUGGAGGAUACAAAUUACUUGAAAGAGUUUAUAACAAAGUUUCCGGUAUACGAAUCACAUAACUGUCGUCAUCACACUGCCAAGAAAUACUUGCCACCAAAUUUAAACAUAUCUCUUAUGUACGCCGAAUAUAAAAGAUGCUGUGAAACGGACCAAAGAAAAAUAUCAUCUCUUUUUGUUUUUAGAGAUGUGUUCAACCAUUCGUUUGAUUUGUCAUUUCACAGACCUCAAAAAAGUACAUGUCAAAAAUGUGACAACUUCAAUAUAAUUUUGAAAACCGAGCUUGAUGAUGUCAAGAAAAGAAAUACAGAGUUAGAAAAGACUCUGCAUCAGAGAAAGGCGGGAGCAGUAAAAACGCUAAAAAAGAAGGAAAUUGAUGAAGCAAAAAAUAGUAUAGGGUUAAAGCAUGUUGCUGUUUUCGACCUACAACGUACUCUACCAGUUCCUGCUUUGUCCACGUCUGUAGCCUAUUAUAAAAGGCAAAUGUGGGUUUUCAACUUAUGCAUCCACGACGAGGUGAGAAAUGUUGGACACAUGUUCAUCUGGGAUGAGAGUAUUGCUUCUCGUGGGGCGCAAGAAAUAGUGUCAUGUUUGAUAAAAUAUAUUUCUUUGCUGCCAGAUACUCCAAACAAAAUCAUUAACUUGUAUUCCGAUGCCUGCGGAGGGCACAGAAACAUUAAAGUUGUGUUGGGCCUACUUGAUGAAUUGCAGAAAAAUGGCGUUGGCGUCAAAGAGAUAAACUUGAAAUUUUUCGUGUCUGGGCACAGCUUUUCAACGUGUGAUCAGAACUUUGGCGUCAUAGAUAAAGAAAAAAAAUACCACGAAAAUAUUUACAAACCUGAUGACUGGGUAUCUGUUAUAAGGCAUGCUAAAAAGAAAUAG
This is a messenger RNA of Phaedon cochleariae (mustard beetle), 1506 nucleotides long. Lineage: Eukaryota; Metazoa; Arthropoda; Insecta; Coleoptera; Chrysomelidae. The record is from the annotation of a GenBank genome assembly.